UUAGCAAACAGUCCAGAAAGCAUUCAGGUUCACUCUUUCUCAACAAACUCAUAGUUCAGUUUGACACCAGAAGUGUUCUAAAUUUUAAAGCUAAAUGUCAAGUAGUAACAUUUUUAAUAGCAUUAAUAGGUUAUGCAUAAUAAGAAUUCAGUACUCUCUUAUAGAGAAGUGCCUUACGAUAAAAACUCGGCAUGUUUUGGGUCUUCAGGACCUUUCUUUGUCUACUUCUUGCACACUGUGUCACUCCUGAGGUGUUCCUUCACACCAAGGAUGCCAACCAGGUCCUCACACGCCACAGGCGAGCCAACAGCAUAUUUGAGGAACUAAAAAAGGGUGACAUGGAGCGCGAGUGCAUGGAAGAACGGUGCAGUUACGAGGAGGCCCGAGAGAUCUUUGAGGAUGAAAAAAAGACGAAUGAGUUCUGGAACAUAUACAAAGAUGGAGAUGCCUGCAUAUCUCAGCCUUGUCUCAACAAGGGUGUGUGUAAAGAUGGACUAGGCCGAUAUACCUGUUACUGCCCUGAAUUGUUUCAGGGGUAUAACUGUGAGAUUGCAAUACCACAACUGUGUGAGGUUAAUAACGGUGGUUGCGAGCACUUCUGCAAAGUGGACCAGAAGAUGGGAACUGCAAUCUGCUCUUGUGCCAAAGGUUACAAACUAGCAGCCGACAAGAAGACUUGUACAUCUGAUGAUCCCUUCAAAUGUGGCUAUGUGUUUCCUAAGACAACCCGAAGCAUUUUAAUACAUCAUCCAAUAGAAAAUGUCACUGGCAAUGGCACUAGCCCUACGGCUGUGCCAGUGGGUACAAAUGAAGGACAUAUAGUGACCUUCACUGAAAAAAAUGCUGUCACAAAUUACACUCAGAGCCAAGCAGAUACCAACAGUUUGUUUGGACUGAUAGAACCCAGUCCCACUGUCAGGGAGGAACCAGUGCUUCCAAAUUCUUAUGGAGACACAAGGAUUGUGAACGGCGAGGAUUGUCCUCCUGGAGAAUGUCCUUGGCAGGCGCUGCUUAUGAAUGAGGACAAGAUGGGCUUCUGUGGAGGGACCAUUCUAAACGAAUACUUCAUUUUGUCUGCAGCUCACUGCAUGAACCUGUCUCGCUCCAUCACAGUUAUUCUAGGUGAAACAGACACAUUGGUUAGGGAAGGACGAGAAGCGGUGCAUGCCGUUGAACAGGUACUGGUGCAUACGAACUAUCAGCCCGAGACCUACCACAAUGACAUUGCCCUCAUCAAGCUUGUGAAGCCCAUUACCUUCACCAAGUACAUCCUCCCAGCAUGCCUCCCCGAACGUGACUUUGCAGAACGUGUGCUCAUGCAAGAAGAACACGCCAUGGUGAGUGGAUUUGGUCGUCUCCAAGAGGGUGGUCUACAGGCCACUAUCCUGCAAAGGCUCACUGUGCCCUAUAUAGACCGUUCCAUCUGCAAGGAGUCCACCAAGUUCAACAUCAGCCCCCGCAUGUUCUGUGCAGGCUAUGGCAGGGAGGAAAAGGAUGCGUGUCAGGGUGACAGUGGUGGCCCACAUGUCACCAGAUACAAAAACACAUGGUUCGUGACGGGUGUGGUAAGCUGGGGUGAGGGCUGUGCUCGCAAAGACAAGUAUGGCGUCUACACGCAGGUGUCCAAGUACCUCAAGUGGAUUGAGACCGUCAUGGAAAAGGUCAUGGACGAGACUAAAACCAACAAGAAAUCCAGGAACAAGAGGUGGGCACCUGGGCACAUGCAAGUGAUUCGGAUGUGAAUGAAGAUCAAUUAUGAUAAAUUAUGUAUAAGAGAGAUGUAAAAUGAAAACAACUACAACUGGAAAUAAACCACAUUAGAAUAAAGGUUCCAUAUAUUGGUCAAAUCA
This is a messenger RNA of Pangasianodon hypophthalmus (striped catfish), 1850 nucleotides long. Its product is annotated as coagulation factor X-like. The record is from RefSeq and is a predicted model, not a curated record. Gene Ontology annotation, molecular function: calcium ion binding; serine-type endopeptidase activity. Lineage: Eukaryota; Metazoa; Chordata; Actinopteri; Siluriformes; Pangasiidae. Bases 192 to 1742 code for a protein of 516 amino acids. Gene Ontology annotation, biological process: proteolysis; blood coagulation. Gene Ontology annotation, cellular component: extracellular region. The transcript has 9 exons.